AUGGCGAACCCGCUCGACACCGACGCCGGCUCCGAACUGUUCAGCACCUAUGAGGCCGAGCUGAAACUGAUCGAGGCCGACAUCAACCAGAAACUCGACCAGAUUCCCGAGCUGGCAGGCGAAGAGCGCAAAGCAGCCAUCCGCGGCGCAGAGAGGGCGCUUGAAGAGGGGAAAGAGCUUCUGGACCAAAUGAACCUGGAAAAAUCCAACAUUCCGACCUCGGCGAGAUCCAAGGUCAACUCACGGUUCCGAAACCACCAGAGCGACGUAGACGGCUUGAAGCGCAAAUUAAAGUCGCUAGCCGAUUCGGACCGCAAACAGCUCUUUGGCGACAGAUACACCGACGACCCAGAAGCCGGUCCCCGGGAUUUGCAACUCGAGCAGCGCCAGCAGUUGUUAUCGGGGACUGAACGAUUAGGCCGCAGCAGUGACAGGCUAAGGGAGUCGCAGCGGAUCGCGCUGGAAACGGAACAGAUCGGUGCUUCGACCCUAGCGGAUCUACACCAGCAGCGGAAUGUCAUUGAAAACACACAUCGCAAUCUGCUGCAGAGUGAGGGUUACGUGGACAGGAGCGUCAAGACGUUGAGGGGGAUGGCGCGUAGGUGA
This is a messenger RNA of Capronia epimyces CBS 606.96, 606 nucleotides long. RefSeq names its product vesicle transport through interaction with t-SNAREs 1. NCBI's taxonomy places the organism in Eukaryota, Fungi, Ascomycota, Eurotiomycetes, Chaetothyriales, Herpotrichiellaceae. Gene Ontology annotation, molecular function: SNAP receptor activity; SNARE binding. Gene Ontology annotation, biological process: retrograde transport, endosome to Golgi; intra-Golgi vesicle-mediated transport; intracellular protein transport. The transcript is spliced from 2 exons. Bases 1 to 606 code for a protein of 201 amino acids. The record is from RefSeq and is a predicted model, not a curated record. Gene Ontology annotation, cellular component: SNARE complex; ER to Golgi transport vesicle membrane; late endosome membrane.